Molecule: messenger RNA, 612 nt
Organism: Penicillium verhagenii
Lineage: Eukaryota; Fungi; Ascomycota; Eurotiomycetes; Eurotiales; Aspergillaceae
Product: nascent polypeptide-associated complex subunit alpha
Exons: 3
Coding region: 1-612 (203 amino acids)
Biological process (GO): protein targeting to membrane
Cellular component (GO): cytoplasm; nascent polypeptide-associated complex
Source: RefSeq, a predicted model, not a curated record
AUGGCCGAUCCCCGCGUUGAAGAGAUUGUCGAUGACGAGGUUCCCAACACCGUUGAGAGCGACUCCGAGUCCGACAACGAAGAGCCCACCAUCCCCGGUGGUGCCUCCGUCACCAUCCACUCCCGUGGUGAGAAGAAGGCUCGCAAGGCCAUUGCCAAGCUCGGCUUGAAGCACGUUCCCGGCAUCACCCGUGUUACCCUCCGCCGCCCCAAGAACGUUCUCUUCGUUGUCAGCAACCCCGAUGUCUACCGCUCCCCCAACAGCAACACCUGGAUCAUCUUCGGUGAGGCCAAGAUUGAGGACUUGAACGCCCAGGCUCAGGCUUCCGCUGCCCAGCAGCUCGCUGCCGCUGAGGCUGCCGGUGAGCACGCUGGUCACGACCACGACCACGAGCACGAUCACGACCACGACCACGGUGUUCUCGGUGCCCCCGUUGAGCCCAAGCAGGAGGUCGAGGAGGAUGACGGUGAGGAGGUUGACGAGUCUGGUCUUGAGGGCAAGGAUAUCGACCUUGUCAUGGCCCAGGCCAGUGUUUCCCGCAAGAAGGCCGUCAAGGCUCUGCGGGAGAACGACAAUGAUAUUGUCAACUCCAUCAUGGCUCUCAGCAUUUGA